Messenger RNA from Dalotia coriaria, 2225 nucleotides. RefSeq lists its product as uncharacterized. The transcript is spliced from 2 exons. The record is from RefSeq and is a predicted model, not a curated record. Lineage: Eukaryota; Metazoa; Arthropoda; Insecta; Coleoptera; Staphylinidae. The coding region runs from base 1136 to 2149 and encodes 337 amino acids.
ACCUGUAACAGUAACUGGUAUCAAUUGUUUCAGAGCAGUAACCAUGGUUACUCAACAAUAUACCGAGACAUUGUGGUUGAUUGUUUGCUGAAUCUCGAUCAUUCUCUCUGAAAUCAGUGCACCGUGAGUUAUUUUUAUCAUUUUUGCAGACAGAAUUUUGACAUUUACCUACAUCCACUUUGACUUUCAAGAUGAACCAACAGAAUCAAGCAGCUGCUGGUUUUUCCCAAUCCAUGGAUGCCUCCAUGCCAAAUUUGGAUGUGAUUUUAGUCGGCAAUGACUCAAUAAUCCAAUCGGUCGACAUGAUGGACUUUAGCACUGGCAAUCCUACACCAUCUACGACUACAACCCAAUGGAAUCCUUCAACUUCCAAUGUGUUUAUGGGAUCAACCCAAUCCACGCCAGGAAGACGUAAUUCCCGAAAUCAAAAUAUGACAAAUGUCAAUACUACAACACCGGCACCAAUUGUGCUUACUAUCCCGGGAGCUACAGGCCCACCAAUUCAACAAGCUGCUAGAAAUGCACGCAAUAAUAACAUGACCCCAGGAACUGCAGGAACCUACAUUGUAGCACCUCGUCAAGCACCUGCAACUAUCCCAGCCCUACCACCGACUACAACCACUCCAAGCUCCAAUCUACGUUCACCACCUCCUUAUUUCGUCACUUUUAGUGGUUUGACCGCAGCGCAUAAACAAAUCCAAUUUGAAAUCCCAAAGCAUUUCUUUGCGUAUUUCAAUCCGCCAUCCAAGGCAAUUUAUCUGCUUCAGUUUAACACUCGUGCCAUGGCCGUGGAGAUCCGCAUGGAGAUUUUCACUGAUUUUAUUCGAUUCCUGAUGCAAAUCUUCUACGAUAACAACUGGAUCCCUUUUGUAUUGGAGGUUCAAUUUGCUGCUCCACAAUGGAUCGCCCAGUAUCAUAACAAUGAUCUUUCUGUGGAUCGCACAAAUUAUAAAGAAAUAGCACGCAUAGUCUCCAAUGGUUUCAAUCGGGACGUCCAAUGGCGUAAUUGUGAGAAACCACAAUCAGCCGAUUUGCACAUCAUAGCCAAAUUGGGACAUUUGAAGAUUAUGCUUGAAAGUACCACAGAAAAGACUAAAGUAAACAAACGUGAAAAACCAUUGGUACAGAGACUGAUAUGAUGAUCUUCCCUGCAUAUUAUGGGGAUAUGCUCACUGAGCAAAUGGGUAACCUGCAUACCAAAGAGAUGGAGAUCAAUGCCAGUUUUAAUACUCUUCAGGAUAAUAUGGCACGUAUUAAUAUUACGCAGGAUUCUGUCCUGGAUGAUUUGAAGGAGAUACAAGAAAAGUGUCUGGGUCUUGUCAAUGAUAACACUUUUAGUGAUGAGUAUUCUGCUACAACAAAAGCUGUGACAGCUACCGAGGAAGAUAUGGAGUCGUUGGCGAAUGCAUUCAAUCCAUGCUUGGCUAAUCCCAACACUGAUUUUGAUGUUUACGAAGAGAAAUUGAAGCAGGUUCUGGAAUACUCCAUUUCCAUGUAUAAAAACGCUCAUGAUGCUUUUACCAGACUAGAGGAUGAAAAGAAUUCUUUGGGUAAUAAAGAUAAGGAUAAGGAUAAGGAGAAUCGUAGGAGUAAGAGGCGUAGUGAUGAUAGGAAGCGACCAUUGUCGUAUAAUCUGAAUAAUCUGAGUAAACUUGAAGAUAUUCGCAAUGAUCUUCAAAGGGCUUCUGCUUCCACAUCAAAAGAACAGGAAUCAGAACAGUCUGCUGAGGAAUGUGACACUAUUGGGUUUAUGGCCUUUGUUGAUGAACUUAAAUUGAUUUUGAAUAGUAAUCCUUUUACUAGGUUGAUACCAGAACCUGAACCUGUGGUUGAACCUGAACCGGUGAAGAAAGAAGAGGCAGAUGAGUCGAAUUUAGAUGAAUUACCGAUGGAAGAAGAAGAUUUUAAAGAUAAUAUUGCAAAUGAUCCGUUUUUGAGUGGGUGGUCUGGUGGAUUUCCUGAUAUUAAAGUGGAGGAUAUCAAAAAUGAGGAUUUUAUGAGUUUUUUAAAUAAUUAUGCGGAAAAUAAUGGGGAUGUACUCGUUGAACCGAAAAUUGAGAGUUCUUAUGAUUUGACCAACAAUCCGAACUAUACCAAUGAGCAAUUUAUUGCGGAUGUUAAUGGCAUUUUUGCUGACCUCGAAAACUAAUCUUUGAAAUGUUAUUGAUAUAUUGUUUGUUUUUGAAUUUUUUAAUACUAGGUUAAUUAAUAAAUCUUUGAUUUGA